This is a messenger RNA of Macrosteles quadrilineatus (aster leafhopper), 831 nucleotides long. RefSeq lists its product as uncharacterized. The record is from RefSeq and is a predicted model, not a curated record. Lineage: Eukaryota; Metazoa; Arthropoda; Insecta; Hemiptera; Cicadellidae. The coding region runs from base 1 to 831 and encodes 276 amino acids. The transcript is spliced from 8 exons.
AUGGCGGACACUGUCUAUUCUGCCCCAGUUCCUAAUUUACAAACACUGAGGGAGAGAAUCAUAAAUGCUGUGGCGUCUGUAACCCAGGAUAUGCUGGCUGAAACCUGGGACGAAUUAAAAAUACGUCUAAAAGAUCUGAAGGCCACUAGAGGGGCACAUGUAGAGGUGUAUAAGGUUUCCUUAUCAGGCCAAGACUUUGUGGACACCCUGUAUUCCGUCACUAUUUACAUUUUACUGUUGGGUUUGCUAUCACAACACAGCCGAGGGCAGGAAUGCUUAAAACCUGCAACAACAGACAUCACUGUGCAAGAGUUUCUGUGCAGUCAACCGUACUUCUUCAGUUUUGCACCAAAGGACGAAAACAACGUUUUAUUGGACAAUGUUUGUAUAACGUUUUUUCCUCUGCCGGACGAUCCUGAUACUGUUGUGGAGUACGACUCUUUUGUCUACUGUGACGGUUCGAACUACGUAGAAUCUUUCAUAGCAACUGCUGCUGCUAAAGGAACAUUCAUCACAGCUAACCCCAGAGUAAUUUAUCGGGACUACAUCGUAGGAUACGCUGGGUGUGACAUCCAAGUUGUGUACAGAUGUCCUCAGUUCGGAGAUACAACACCCCCGUAUACAUUUGGACUUACUACAAAUUGUGCUUCUAUGGGAUUAUCGUGUAUGCGGAAGGUUGAAGAGGUGAUCGCGAACGCUGGUCUACCUAAGGACGAAUAUUACAUCCUUCCCAAUAAACUACCUAACCGAUGUGUUACUAGAACUGCGUGUACGAUCCAUCCCAACCCAUUCUACAACAAGCUGGAGCCCACUGUGGGAUUGGUGUAUUGA